Molecule: messenger RNA, 777 nt
Organism: Temnothorax curvispinosus
Lineage: Eukaryota; Metazoa; Arthropoda; Insecta; Hymenoptera; Formicidae
Exons: 4
Coding region: 1-633 (210 amino acids)
Source: RefSeq, a predicted model, not a curated record
AUGAGAGCCCCGUGGCCCGUCCUGAUUCUCGCCGUGAUCCUGGACCCGUUGUUGCUCCUAGGGGAGGCGGUAUGUCACCGUAAUGACACCAACUUAAGUGCCGCUGGCCAAAGGUCAGAAGAGACUCCGCACAGACGUAGACGGGAGCUCACUUUUCCAAAGGGAAGCGCCUUCGUGAUGACCCUGAGCCUUCUAAAGGCUAUUCAGCUUAAUGAGCCUAAAACCUGGAACUUAGAUCUGGAAUUCGAUACGAUAUGGCCUAUACCUAGCCAGGAAGAUUUGAGGAAAGCCUUGAACAGAAGACCAUCUAAACUAAAACGGCGACAUAGACGCGAGCUCUACGCCAAUUUGGAAUUAGCGUUAAAUAGUCAAAACUUGCCCGGACGAUUAUGCAUUCUGCGUACAAUUUGUGAAGCGGAAACGGUACUAAGUCCUCCAGGAUUUUCAAUUAUCGAGGAUGCCAUACGAAUUAUUUUAAGGAAUUUCGAGGAUGCUGAUAAUUACGACUGCUAUGACGUCGCGUAUCGAACGAAAAGUGACUGUGAGCUUGUUUAUCCUUGUCCAUUUUCGCUAUUGAAAUUUUUGUUAUACAAUUUAUAUACAGAAGAGGACGUGAGAGAGAUAGCCGAUUAAAAAGUCAGAUUGAUAACAAAACUCUGUAUAAACUGUAUAGCGUUACGUCCAUUAGAAGAAUUUAUAUUUAAUUAGCGCAGUUUUUGUUAUAGGCAAAAAAUCUGUGAUAUUCCCGAUAUUAUUGCGCGAAUAAAUACCUAAAAU